Vicia faba (fava bean) is the source of this 948-nucleotide messenger RNA. The record is from the annotation of a GenBank genome assembly. NCBI's taxonomy places the organism in Eukaryota, Viridiplantae, Streptophyta, Magnoliopsida, Fabales, Fabaceae.
AUGUCAGAGAUUAGGAUUUACUUCCCUAUACCAGGUCAAGAGAAUCAGGAUUUCUCUUCAUUUUGUUCAGGCUUGGUAGUGGUUCUUCAAUGGAGCGAAGGAGACAGAAAUUCGAUGACCAGCUCUGCCACAUUUCCUCAAGGGGAUUUCACGGACAUAGAUGAUGAUCCACGUGAUGAUGAAAUUCUUAGACCUCUAUCUCUUCUAUCUACAGCCGGAAAUCUCCAUCCAUUUUCUCUUCUUGAUCCUACACUUGGUAGAAAUAUAUUUUAUACUCAUCUCGGUUCAACAAACCAGAGGCCAUUUGUUACACAUCCAAGAGAGGUAAGGGAGAUUCCAAUAGAGGUUAAGGAUGGUAGUCAAUCCACUCCUCAAGUUGGCCACAUUCCAAUCGUUAAAGAUGUCACUGGAACUGUUCAUGCCCAAGGUUCGGGUACACAUGGGAGUGUCGUAAUAAUUAAUGAUGACGAUGACGAUGAUACUCCACCUGCUCCGACUCAUACUUUGCCUGAUAGUAGUAUAAUACCUAGUGCUCCCAACUUUGAUAACUUACCAGAUAAUGGCAAUGACAUAGAAGAAGAAAUGAUUUAUGCAGCCAUUGAGUCAUCCAAACAGAAGGCUGAGGAAAAUUACAACAAUCACGAACUUGGUAGACAAGUUAACUUAAGUGAAUCUGGGCCUAACGCAAGGCAAACAUUUGUGGAGGAUCCUGAGCUUGCCCAUGUAGUUUCAUUGUCCCUGAAGACAGCAGAACAAGAAAAAGCACGACGUGUACAAGAAGGUGAUGUUGGAGCACCUUCAGCAGGACCAUCUAAGGCACCAGCGGUUGAAUUAGGGGAAGUAUCUUCGAAUGGGAGAUUGCAGGCAGGAAGCUUAUCCUAUAAAGAGGAAGAUAGAUACAUAUGUGGACUAUGUGCAGAAGUUUGGUUUGUUUCAUCCUGUACCUGA